CUACUAUGCUACCGGACCUCCCCUUCGAGCUCCUCUCCCACAUAGUCGAAUACCUGCCAACCGCCCACAACGUUGGCCAACUGUCGCUCACCUGCCGCAAGCUCCACGCCUUUGUCGACAAGGAAGGAUGGAAGAUAUUUCUUCGCACCCGCUUUCCCUCGUACCCACAGGAUGACCGCCCUGCGCGCUAUAGCGCUCACAGCUUGACAACCCUAUCCCGAAACUGGGACCGCAAAGCCUUCGUAUCCCGUUACAUUGAGCCUCGAGGCUCCAUCACUUCGUUGAAUACUGGCAAACAGCUGGCGGGAUGGGAAAAGCCACGGGGGCAAACCAUGGGCUUCCAGCCUAGCCUUGACUCAUACGAAGACGUAAACAAAGGCAGACGGCGUGAGAGAGAAGAGAUACUGGUUUGGAGUGCCGGAGCGCAGCUCCUCAUACGCAAGAAUGUAACGGGGCCAGGAGUGGAGAAGCAAUGGGAAAAGGCAUCACCUGAUGUGCGUCAACGUUGCUUCGACCAGUAUCAUCACAAGUCAAGCUGGUUUACCUUCAAGAUGCCUGGCGCCCACGAAGGACGCGACGACAUAACCUGCCUCAAUAUUCUAAGGCCUUGGCAGAGGGAGUCCGAGUUUGCGGGGUACAGAGGGCUCGACAGACAGUCUAUAAUCCUUGGGACGGCAAAUGGAGACCUCAACCUGGUCAACUUUGGGUUAGGUGGUCAGGUAAGUGCAAGGCGAGCAAUAUAUGCCACGAACAAGCGCUCUGUUCGAGCAACAGAUGUAUCACAGUCUUCGAACCCGUUGCUUGCAGCAGCCUUUUCCGAUUCAACGGUGGCACUGUAUCCGGUAUACCGCCAAGGGAAUCCGAAUGAUGUAGAAUCCGUCGGCCAUCUGAAAAUCUCACCAGAGCCUACUAAGACUUGUCGCAUCUGGUCAACUCGUUUCUUGUCACCAGUCACUUUAGCUGUAGGACUGGGUCCUUCAACUGAACCUGUUCACGUCUAUUCGGUAACGCCGACUGGCAUUGCGAAAGACCCUAUUCGUAAAUUUGGAAUAGACGGGACUGGGUUGGGAGUGGUCGACGAGCGGGUGGACAAUGUGGAAACAACGGCAAAGCAGUCGUCAGUUUACUCUAUUGCCACGUUGCCAUCUACUGUCGAUCCGGACAGGAAUGACCCCAACAUAUUCCUCAGCGGUGGCUAUGAUGGUGUUGUGCGAGUGCAUGAUAUGCGUUCACCAGCAGCGUACGAGUCUUGUUACUGGGAUCCAACAGAUGACGGCGCGGUGUACGCUCUACAACCCAUUGCAAGGGAGAGACUAGUCGUGGGAAGCUCACGUCACAGCAUGGUCAAGUUCUUUGACCUUCGCGUAGGAGGCGGAAGAGCGUAUCACUAUGCCGACGUCGGGAUGCCAACUUUGGAAAAUACUGGCCCGGAAGAAAAUGGCCUCAUCACGGAUGAUGUCCAUCCUGAAACCGGAACUUCUGAUAGCCACGGCUGGAACCUUUUCUUCAACCCACGCAACCAAAGCCACAAUCAGCGGGGACGUUCUGGGCGUGCACCUGACCGCCGCUCCAUCGACUCUCCUAUCUAUGCCUUGACCUCGCCUUCUCCGUUCUCACCUUCCAUCUUUGCUGGUGUUGAAAACAGCGUAAUCCAGAUGGACUUCACUUCCAUUGCAGAUCCACACCCGGACCCGAUGUACCAGCAUGCUCUGGUGCGUACGGGAGGUCGCGGCAAGGGCCUGAGCCGCCUUGAGCGCUCACGAGCCCCAAUAAACGUCCUGAGAAGCUGGAACCCCAGAGGCGAUGUGCUCAACUUGGCGGCGUAUGAACAGUCUACGAAGCAAGCAUUGAGACUAAGAGUGCAAAGUGGAGUAGGAAAAUACGCUGGGACUUUAGAAGGAUGGGAUGAAAGAUGGAGAGAUGGCAGUGAGGCAUAAGAAGUGAGUCAAGAAUGUUAUCAAACGGCAAAGGUGCUUCUAGAUUUGCGAGCGCGUUUCAUGUAUCGAGUAUUAGAUGAUUCACAUAGACGAUAGGGGCAUACCAAAUUUUGUCAAGUUCGAAUAUUUAUCUAUCUCAAGGC
Messenger RNA from Aplosporella prunicola CBS 121167, 2080 nucleotides. RefSeq lists its product as uncharacterized. The record is from RefSeq and is a predicted model, not a curated record. Bases 6 to 1937 code for a protein of 643 amino acids. Gene Ontology annotation, molecular function: protein binding. NCBI's taxonomy places the organism in Eukaryota, Fungi, Ascomycota, Dothideomycetes, Botryosphaeriales, Aplosporellaceae. The transcript has a single exon.